GCCCCUUCUUCUCCAGCGCACAGCCCUGGCGGGCGGCCUUCGGGGUGACCCUUCCGGCUCUGCUGGGGAUCCUGGUCGGGGCGGUGAUCUCAUGGUGUCGACAGCAGAAGAGAAUACGGGCCUUGAGCCAGGAGGAUCAGCAGGAGCAAAUCGCCCUAGAGAAGCUGCAGGAGGAGCUCAGGAAGAUGAAGCAGCAGUACCUGGCACGUGACAGGUCUCGGGCCUAUGCUGAGUGGAAGAUGGCCCUUUACCAACCUGCGGACGUGAUUCUGGAUCCCGACACUGCGCACCCCAACCUCCUUAUUUCUGAGGACCGGAGGAGACUGAACUGGGCUGGAACAAUGAAGAGCCUGCCAGACAACCCCAAGAGAUUUCAAUAUCGUUCCUGUGUGCUGGGCCGUGAGAGCUUCAUGUCAGGCAGACACUUCUGGGAGGUGGACGUGGGAGACAGGAAACAGUGGAAUUUAGGGGUGUGUAUGGAUAAUGUGGAGAGAAUAUGUCCUGUUAAAAUAACACCCCAGAAUGGAUUCUGGACAAUAGCACUGUUGGAUGGGCAUGACUUCCAGGCUCAAACCGAUCCCUGGAGCAAACUCACAAUUGUCAACCCUCCUAAAAGAGUGGGGGUUUUCCUGGACUAUGAGAGGGGGGAGGUCUCAUUCUAUGAUGCCACUGAUGGAACGCACACCUACACCUUCUCACAGACUCCCUUCUCUGGGCCUCUCUUGCCUCUUUUCCGGAUUUUCUCAGAGGAGCCCACUGCCUUGACCAUUUGCCCAGCACCAAAAGGAGUGGGGAGUUUCCUUCUGCCUGACCCACUGCCUGACCCUUCCCUGGAGACCCCAGUGGCCGCAGGCUCAGCUGAUGGCAAUGAGGACCCUCAGGCUGAAGAAAGGUCUUUGCUUCCCCCUGCCCAGCCCUGAGCUGAGGGCUUCCUAAACAGCCAAACCUCACAGCAGGAACAUAUUUACAUCAGGAACAUACUUACUAAA
This is a messenger RNA of Myotis brandtii (Brandt's bat), 989 nucleotides long. Its product is annotated as butyrophilin subfamily 3 member A3-like. The record is from RefSeq and is a predicted model, not a curated record. The transcript is spliced from 6 exons. Gene Ontology annotation, molecular function: protein binding. Lineage: Eukaryota; Metazoa; Chordata; Mammalia; Chiroptera; Vespertilionidae. The annotation marks the transcript as partial.